CACAUAAACGAAACACACGAUAAUUUUCAAAUUUCAUUAACAAGAAACAAAACCGUAUCAUUUUGCAUUAAUAAUUAUGAACUAUUUGCAAAUUAAAGACGGACAAUACACAAAAACUAUUUACACGAUGAUAAAAGAAGCAAGGUACGAAGACGCUAUCAAAGCACUAAAUGACGCUAUAAAUUUCAAUCCGAACCGAGCUGGUCUGUCGCUCCUUGGUUUCUGCUACUACAGGACACAGGCCUUUGUUGAAGCAGCAAACUGCUACGAACAACUGACAGCCAUGCAUCCAGACGUGCCAGAAUACAGACUGUAUUUCGGCCAAGCUCUGUAUGAAGCAUCCAUGUUUGAAGAAUCAUUCAAAGUGACAAUGCAAAUCAAUAAUCCGGAACUAGAAAGGAAGGUUAUCAAACUCCAAUCUGCUAUUAAGUACAGUGAAGAUGACACUGCCACGGCGAAAGGACUUGUAGACUCGUACCCUCAAGACGACCCCGAUAAGGAUAUUAAUUUGGGUUGCUUGCUUUUUAAAGAAAACCACUUUGAAGAAGCUCUGCAAAAGUUCUCGAGGAGUCUUAACGUUGUGGGCUUUAACGCGCACUUACAUUAUAAUAUAGCUGUUUGUUAUUUUAAACUUAAAGAGUUUCCGCAAGCUUUAAAACACAUCACAUUGGUGAUAGAAAGAGGGAUCCGUGAUCACCCUGAGCUGGCGGUUGGAAUGCAAGCUGAAAUAUCUGAAGUUAAAUCAGUCGGCAAUACUUUGACGCUUCACGAAACGGCAUUAACCGAGGUGUUUAACCUAAAAGCGGCCAUUGAAUACCAGCUAAAGAACAUCGAUUCAGCGAAGGAAGCGCUUAACGAUAUGCCACCAAGGCACGAACACGAGUUGGACGCAGUCACUCUCCACAACAUGGCUCUGACGUCCAUCGACGUGAAACCGACUGACGGCUUUGAGAAACUACAUUUUCUGCUCCAACAAGAACUCUUUCCACCCGAAACAUUCGCAAAUUUAUUGCUUCUUUACUGCAAAUUUGAGUAUUAUGAUUUAGCAGCUGAUGUCCUGGCCGAAAAUGCCCAAUUCACAUAUAAAUAUCUAACACCAUACCUCUAUGAUUUCUUGGAUGCUAUCAUAACGAGCCAAACCUCACCAGAAGAAGCAUUUCAAAAGUAUGAAGAUAUAGCUUCUAAGCAUGCUGAGCAACUACGCAAACUAACCAAGAUAGUGCAAGAGAGUCGAUCUCAAGGUGACAACGAUCAAGUCAAAAAAGCCGUUGUGGAAUACGAAGAGGCUUUAGAACGUUAUAUUCCCGUAGUAAUGGCUCAAGCUAAAAUAUAUUGGGAUAAGGAAAACUAUGGACAAGUCGAGAAAAUAUUUCGAAAAUCAGUCGAAUUCUGCAAUGAUUCCGACGUGUGGCGUCUAAAUGUAGCUCACGUGCUAUUUAUGCAAGAGAAUAAAUACAAGGAGGCUGCCAGUUUUUACGAACCAAUCGUUAAGAAGCAGUACGACAAUAUUCUAGACGUAAGCGCAGUUGUUUUGGCCAAUCUUUGCGUUUCUUACAUAAUGACGUCACAGAACGAAGAAGCGGAAGACAUCAUGCGCAAAAUAGAGAAAGAAGAAGAGCAGCAAAUAUUUGAAGAUCCACAAAAGAAGUUUUUCCACUUGUGCAUUGUUAAUUUGGUUAUAGGCACAUUGUAUUGCGCUAAGGGUAACUACGAAUUCGGUAUUUCUAGAGUCAUCAAAUCGCUUGAACCAUUCAACAAACGGCUCGGUACUGAUACGUGGUUUUACGCAAAAAGAUGUUUCCUUUCUUUUCUGGAGAAUCUAGCAAAACAUUUGAUUGUAGUCAAAGAUAAUACUAUCAAAGAUUGUUUACUGUUCCUCGAAGGCUGCGAAGCGUACGGACGCAAAGUUAGCACGGUGAUCGAGAACCCGUUCCAAGAGGAAGAUGCAAAUACAAAGGCAAAACACACUGUGACAUAUGAAGCUAGAUUAUUAAGGUACAUGUUUUAUAAGUUGCGUCAUAUUGAUGAUUCUGUAACUAUAAACAAAUAUGAAGAUUUGAAGUAAAUAACGCAUUGUUUUAGUUUUUAAGUGUAAAGUAAUAAAAUGUA
Bombyx mandarina (wild silkworm) is the source of this 2109-nucleotide messenger RNA. It is a transcript of the gene Ttc30, whose product is annotated as tetratricopeptide repeat domain 30. NCBI's taxonomy places the organism in Eukaryota, Metazoa, Arthropoda, Insecta, Lepidoptera, Bombycidae. The record is from RefSeq and is a predicted model, not a curated record. Gene Ontology annotation, biological process: intraciliary transport. Gene Ontology annotation, molecular function: intraciliary transport particle B binding; protein binding. Gene Ontology annotation, cellular component: intraciliary transport particle B; axonemal microtubule.